AUGGCGAGGCCGAGUCUCUGGCGCUUCGGGGACGCAGCCAACCUGUAUCCCGACCGAAGAAUAACACUCACGCCCAACGAGUGGAUGCGAUGCCUGUUCGUGCGGGAAGACAUGGAGUACGAUUUGCCCGGGGAAGAGCCGGGGGCCUUCAGGGUUUGCGACCGCAAGUCUCAGGCGGAAAUCAAUCGCUUCGCCGGCGACUGGGUUACGCUGCGCCUCUUUUCGUCCAUCAGGGUGCUGGCGGCGCAGCAGGAGUCGACGCUGGGCAAGGCCGGGGGCGACAUUCACGCACUUGCUCAGCAUGAGAACGCGCCGCAGAUCAUCCGCGACGCGCUGAACAUAAUGCAGAUGGCCUCGGCGCGCGUCCUCGGCGCAGACGGACAUCGUCGGCUCUGCCGUCACGAGGGCAACGCCUACACCGCUCUCUUCGGCCCGCCGCUUGGGUUCUGCACGCCGAACCUCGCGGACGGAAAGCAGCCCUGCCUCCUGGUCAUACAGAACCGGAAGUUUCAUCUGGACGGCACGAAGGAUGUCGACGGAAUUUACCCCAGGUGCCGGGAGAUGCUGCUGCGCUUGGCCAAGGAUCCAGUCGGGCAGACCCGCGUGUUCCACCUCAUGAUGCUGCUGUUCUUUCAGCACGUGCUGGGCGUGCGCCCAGAAUGCAUCGAGAGCAGGCGCGGCUCGAAGCGAUCGAAUCCGCGCGAUUGGUGCACCGACGGCGCUGCGGCGUCUGCGUGCGCACCCGGCAUCUUUGGUCCUGUUCUCGCAUUCCGAGAGGAGAUCGAGGCUCAGGGCAGAGAUUCUCUGCAUCCGCGCAUCCUCGUCUGGCUCGUGCUGCUGUCCGUGGCCGAGGUUGUCGUCAUUCUACGUCGGGGCACGGAGGGGAACUUCCAGCGGAAUCUCUACAACUGGAUGAAGGCGACGGUGGCCGCCGCGGAGUCCAUCAGCCAGAGUUCCGUGCGUUCGAUCAAACGACGCUUCGGAGACCUCCAGGCCACGGGCGUUUCACCGCUGGGUUUUAGUGCCACGGGGCAGAGUCUGAGUUGUUAUGAUGGGGAAUCCGAGCUGGGCGAGCUGCAGAAAGUCCCAGAGGAUGACCGCGCGCCUGCGCAGACCAAGGCGCUGAAUGAGUACGACACCCAAAUGUGGUGCCGCCCGUGCCUUCCGUUGCGGCGGCCCGGCGGCGAAUCAGUCUGCGGGAAGCCCAUCUCAGACUUCGCCGUCGGCAAGUGUCCGCUGCACAGGCGCCGGGCCGCCCUCAGAUCGUCCGAGCGCGAGCCUCCCGAAAGCCAGUCUGGACGGAGCGCCACCGCGGUGCCAUCGGCCGAGGCGGUAGCCGCCGGGGAAGCCGGCGCGGGUGAAUGGGAAGCCUCCUUCACCAAGGACGUGAGGUCUUUGGCCACGGAUAUCUUCGUCCACAUCUGCGGCGAUUCGUGCCGCAAGUACUCGGGCCCGAAGAAAGUCCAGCAGAUCUGCCGCCGCGGCUUCUACUACAUAGCGGUGCUGGGCGACUGGGGGCAGCGAAAAGAGGGGAUCGCUUUCCGACGCCGGGGCAAGGCUCUGCGCAACCAGAUCUCCAUCGUCAAAGCCACGAAGCACGGAAUGCAGGGCAGGCUGCUGAUGCUUCAGGAACACCCCUUCGAGGUGCAGACGAACUACGCGGGAGCCGCAUGUAUCCGCUGUAACCUUGACGUCCAGAGGCUACGACGAGUUCUCCCUGAGAGCCUCUGGAAGAGCGAAGAAGAGCCGUGCCCUCACCUGCCGCCGGGCGACAAGGAUACGUUUGGGCACAUGGGAACAUGCGAGUGGGAUGGCGAAGAGUAUGCGUGGAGGACAAGCGUUGGCGACGAUUGCCGCGACGGCGGGCAGUGGGCAGACGGCAACUCGCGCGCGGACUGGCGCCGAGCUUUUCUUCGAGCCUUCGCGCGUCAAGGGGGGGGCGUGUUCUCCUGCGGGCACUUUGGCGGUGAGCAUCACGACGCCCCCGGAUGCCCCGAUGGCCAUGCCUGCGAGUGCCUGCAAUGCGAGUGCACACGGGCGAUAACGGCGGCCUUUGCCGACGCUAUCAACACCGGCUUCUAUGUUAACAGCUACACCGCGAAGCAGUGCCCCACGAUGGACGGGGCCCUCGAGAACCUACGGAAGGGGAUUGAGCGCCUGGGGAAGAAGAGAGAUGAGGAUCAGGAGGAGCUCGAGAAGAAGCGCGCACGGGGCGAGCCGCUGAUCGGCGAGGCGGCAGCCGAGAGAGCGCACCCGGGGGACUCAGAGCAGACCAUGCAGACCAGUGGACAGGAGAUGAUUUUCCCGAUGCUCUACGGGCGCAUGACUUUCGCGAGCCACAGGUGCUGGACUGUGUACGUGAAGAAGGGCAUUCCGAAGUCCAGGACUGAGCGCGAGGUGGAGAGCUUUGAUCAGCUGUGCUUCGUGGAGGGCGCGGCGGAGGAUGGGAACCAGGCGUUCACGUGCUCGUGGCUGGCGCACUCGGAGAAGCAGAGCGUCUGCGCUACCGAAGCAGCGAGGCGUUUCCUGGACCGCAACGAAUACAUGAGUUUGUGGGAGACGCAGGAGAUAGUCGACAAGUUCAAUGACAUGUGGGAAAGUGAUGAGACCAGGAACGGGAAUGUCCCCGCUCCUGCUGCGCCCGCGGACGUCGUGGAUCCUGACGCCGACAAACCUCGUGCCACUGUUCCUCAGCACAGUGCCCUCAUCGCACGAGGAGUUCAGGCUGACCUCGAAGGAUUGGCCAGAGCCCGCGUGGAGAAGCACGAGCGGCCUUACCAGACGGACGCGGGGAUUCACCAGUCCUACAUCCUGGCUGCAACUGGAGGCUCGGGAAGACCUGAGGGCGAGCCAGAUGACGACGGCCCUCAGGCACCUCCGGAGGCCGUCGGAACUGAGGUCCGCCCACCAUUGCGGUGCUUUUUCGACGAAGAGGAGAUGCAGAGGAUCCUCGACUUCGAACAUAGACCUCGCCUGACACCAUUCCUGAAGGGUAUGUUGGAACUUCCCCUCAUGGACACUGUGACAGAGGUGGGCGAGAGUCAUUCCAGAGUGAGGCAGUCCAGGGCGGGCGCCGCCGUGUGGCGGCGUAGUUAUCAGGACCUCCUGAGCGCGUCAUUUGAAGCGAAGUGCCAGCUGAAGCUCGCUCAGGAAGAAGCCCUCGACAUCAACGCGGAGGAAGGCCACGGAGCUGUUCUGCUUGCUGAGGAGUAUGGGAUGGUGCUGCCGGAAGAGGAGUAG
Messenger RNA from Prorocentrum cordatum, 3240 nucleotides. NCBI's taxonomy places the organism in Eukaryota, Dinophyceae, Prorocentrales, Prorocentraceae. The record is from the annotation of a GenBank genome assembly.